AUGCCCCUCUUCCACCGCUCCUCCGUCUCCAGCUCCGACCGCAGCAGUAUCGACGAUCCCAACACCCACCACGGCCACCGAUCCUCCCACCGAUCCUCCGGCUCCCACUCCAGCCGUGGCUCCGCUUCCCCUUCCUCCCGCCACAGCCACAGCCACAGCCAUUCCAUCUUCGGCGGUAGCAACAGCUCCCGCAAACGUGAAGACCCUUCUGUGAGCGCUGCUAAGGAGCAGGUCUCGCGUGCGGAGACUGCCGAGCGCGAGGCUGAUCGCGCCCUUGUGGCUUCGCGUCGUGCCGUGCGUGAGGCUAGAGAACAUGUCAGGAGGUUGGAUGAAGAGGCUAAGAUUGAGGCUCGUGCUGCCAAGAUGAAGCAGGAUCAGGUCAAGUCGAUCACGCAGCGGGCGCGGCCGCUGGGACGGCAUGCGUGA
Aspergillus heteromorphus CBS 117.55 is the source of this 426-nucleotide messenger RNA. RefSeq lists its product as uncharacterized. The transcript is spliced from 3 exons. The coding region runs from base 1 to 426 and encodes 141 amino acids. NCBI's taxonomy places the organism in Eukaryota, Fungi, Ascomycota, Eurotiomycetes, Eurotiales, Aspergillaceae. The record is from RefSeq and is a predicted model, not a curated record.